Messenger RNA from Dovyalis caffra, 921 nucleotides. NCBI's taxonomy places the organism in Eukaryota, Viridiplantae, Streptophyta, Magnoliopsida, Malpighiales, Salicaceae. The record is from the annotation of a GenBank genome assembly.
AUGGGCAUAAACAGAAACAAUAACUUUCGCAACCUUACCAUUAAUGAUAAAGCAAACUACUGGCCAUAUGGAGGGACAUUCUUCAGUUCCCCAACAGGAAGAUUUUCAGAUGGUCUUCUUGUCCCUGACUUCUUAGCCAUGAAGCUUAAAAUACCUUUGUGGAAGCCCUAUCUAGCAUCAGGAGGGGAACACGAAUUCCUUCAUGGAGCCAAAUUUGCUGGAGGUGGAUCAGCUGCUCUCGGUGACCUCGGUAUUCCUGGACGGAAGGUCGCCACCGUGCUAAAACAAAGUCUUGGUGACAUGGAGGCAAAGAAGUUGCUAAUGGAAGCUGUUUACGCAUUUAGCAUUGGAACAAACGACUAUGCUAGUUUUGCUAAAACUUACCCUUUUGCUAAUGCAACAAAACAACAAGAAUACGUUCAUAUGGUGAUUGGAAAAUUGACAGACGUUAUCAAGGAAAUAUACAAGAUAGGAGGAAGGAAAUUUGCAAUGCAUAAUGUUGGGCCAUGGGGCUGCAUGCCAAGACUGAGACAGUAUUUUGGGCUCAGCAAUAACAAAUGUCAUGAUGGUUUAUUAACAAUUGCAAGGAUGCACAAUGAUGCUCUAUCCAAUGCUGCUAUGGAGAUUGAGAGUCAAUUAGCAGGAUUCAAAUACUUGAUAUUUGAUGUCUACAAUUCUGCUCUUAUCAGAAUAGAACGAUUCAAAGAAUCUAUCAUUGCUUACCGCGGCAAUAAUUGUGGAAUAGAACCAUACGAAUUAUGUAGUAACCCAAAUGAUCAUAUAUUUUUUCAUGGAGCUCAUCCUACUGAACAUUGCUACAAGCAAAUGGCUAGGCUAAUAUGGGAGGGAGGACCAAAUGUCACCAAGCCAUAUAACAUGAAGCAAUUAUUUGCACUUGAAGUCAAGGAUAUUGAGAACUGA